Molecule: messenger RNA, 2115 nt
Organism: Struthio camelus australis
Lineage: Eukaryota; Metazoa; Chordata; Aves; Struthioniformes; Struthionidae
Source: RefSeq, a predicted model, not a curated record
CAAUUGUUAAUUGUAUGAUGCCUUAAAAAAAAAAAAAGAAGAAAAUGCAGUAAAUGCCAAAAUGUUUUUUGUGCUUUGUCUCCCCAGGAUGAGUUUUUAGAUGUGAUCUACUGGUUCCGGCAGAUCAUUGCAGUUAUUUUGGGAAUCAUCUGGGGAGUAGUUCCACUGAAGGGAUUCGUGGGAAUAGCGAUAUUCUGCCUGAUCAAUGCUGGUGUUCUGUACCUCUACUUCAGCAGCUUCCAGCAGAUAGAUGAGGAGGAGUAUGGUGGAACAUGGGAGUUGACAAAGGAAGGAUUCAUGACAUCUUUUGCGCUCUUUUUGGUUGUUUGGAUAAUCUUCUAUACUGCCAUCCACUAUGAUUGACACAGUCUGCAGCCCUUGCUUGUUAAAUCAAUCUUCAGUAAAUCGAGAAGAUUUUAAUAAAUCAUAGUCUCUAGUGGACUGGUGGGAAGGUGGGGGAAGCCAAAUCAACUCCCUUCUGUACCAGUGGUCUGAUCAGCCUGAAGAACCCCAACUGUUCUGCUGGAGAAGCCAGUCCAUCUCAGUUUUAUAUACCUGUUGUUCAUUGGAACUUUUACAAAAGCCAUUGAAAUUUUCAAAAGUGGUUCAAGACUGUUCAACUUUCGAACUUUUCCUGUGACUGUAGCCAGUAACUGUGUCAAACUUCUGUAUGCUGAAGGUUGAAUCUGAUAAUUUAAUGUGUGUAUGCCCUCUGUUUGAGAUCUGUCAUUAAAUCCUGACUUGUCUUCCAUUGUUGUCCUUCAGACAAACAGUUUCAAAAAAGCAACUGUAAAGUACUUGGGCGGAAGGCACUGCAGCAUCCAGGAUAUGAGUUCAGUGGCUGUCCUCAACAUGUUUUGAAGUGAUCAGGUCUGAUUUGAUUAAACAGACUAUGUUGUUACCAUUUCUAAUAGUUUUUCUGUUUUACUUGCAAAUCACUUGCUCACCAGAAUUUUCAAAUAGUCUUUGCUGAAGACAGUUUUUUAAGCAACUUUGCUGGAAAGAAUUAUGAUUAAUUGGUUAAUGAAUGUUUAACUUGUGAGCGGUAUUCAGGAGACUUAGAAACUCCACUGCAUUUUGCUAGCCUGCCUACUAACUCAGUUGCUGGAGCUUACCACAGAGUUCAGUAGUCCUAAUGGACAGUCAUGCUGGAGGUAUCCUUUUAAAGGUUAAGCAUUUAAAUUCUAAAAUAAUUUUUUAUUUUUAAAGAUGUUGAAUUCAAUGGGAUUCGGAUGCUUUUUGUUGAUAAAUGGAGGAGACUAAGACACAAUUGAGGCAGCUAACAUCUUAAACACAGAAUUACUAACUUGGACAUCAGACAUACUCAAUAAAGUACGAGGCCUCAAAAACCAGAGGCUUUCUUUGAGCUGAUCAGUCCAUAGAUCAGUUCUUCCCUAGUGAUGCCCUUUUUAGGCAUCAGUCAGAGGAUUUCUCCUUUAAAAUAUUUUUAAAGACAUGUCUUUCAGAAAUUGUUACGGCAAAACACGCACAGUCCCAUCUGCUUGUUGUCAGAGGACCUUGUAGUCUAGUUGCCGUGUAGUCCUUGCUUUUCUACUGCUCACACACUCAAAAGAGUGCUUAUCUAAAGUUGCCUUAUAGUGAGGAUUUGAUAGUUUUAAUAUGCUCUUGCUAAAAGUCUACAUUGCUUCCUUGUUGCUGGAAGUCUAACAGCCUGGUUCUUAUAUGUGAGUGUGCAAAGCUGGGGAUCUAAAUCCCUCAAAGUGCUGAGCUGAUGCUCCAGAAUCACCCACCCAUGCAGGCCUCCAUCCUUAUCAUGGGAGAUUAUCUGUUCUGCAUGGAAAAAAACACAGCUGGCUAUUUUAGGUCCUCAGUUUGCUGAUGGAAAAGUGCAAUAGCAGACAGCUUCUGCUACAUGUGAAUUGCCAAGUAAAUUGUCUCAAACAGAAACUUCUAUGUUUGUUCCUCUCCAGCCCCAAAUUUGAUCUUUUUCCUCUUCUGUCAGCUGAAAGCAUUAAUUUUCCAUGAGAAUUACACAGCCUGCUAUUUGUAGGUCACCCCUUGUUACUGGCAUCAGUUUGCCUCUUUACUAUCCCCAGCCAUCAGUAAAAUCGUUGUAUACUUGAAAUGCUCUAAUAAACAUCACCUGGAUUACCA